UUAACUAUUUUUACAUAUACAAUAAAACAAAAAAAAAAAAGAAAUGGAAUUUUUAUCAAAAUUCUUAACACUUGUGUAUCUUGUUACAUUAAUUAAUAGUGCAAUGGGAUAUAAAAUUUUAGCCAUAUUUCCCUUAACUAUAAAAAGUCACGAAAUUUUUUGUCAAUCAGUGAUAAAAACUUUGGCAAAACAUGGUCAUCAAGUGGACGUUAUUGUUGCUAGUGAUAUAAAAAAUUCUUAUCCCGAAAAAAUUACAAUUAUUUAUAAUCUAAUGGAACUUUUAUCAAAUAAUACAAUUAAAGAUUUAAAAUUAGAGAAAUUUCUUUCAAAUGCAUCGGGUGAUCCUGUUAAAUUUAUAUCAGAAAUUGCUGGAAAUUAUCCCUGUCAAUUGCUUGGCAAUGUGGCAUUACAAAAUAUAAUUCAAAAACUCAAAGCCAAUUCAAAUUACUAUGAUGUUUUAAUUGUUGAGGCAUUUACAAUGAAUUGUUUUAUGGGUUUAGCGAAAUUUUUAAAUAUUCCCAUGAUAACACUAUCAGCACAAAAUUUAUUUCCCUGGGUAGAAGAAGCAAUUGGAAUUCCAACAACAGUUGCAACACAUCCAACAAUUUUAACAAAAUUAGUGGAAAUAAAUUCAUUUUGGGAACGUUUACAAAAUACAAUUGAAAAACAUUUGAUAAAUUAUAAAUUCCACUACUAUACGGAUAAAAUACAAACUGAAUUGAUAAGAAAAUAUAUAAGUGCCGAUCUACCAAAUGUUGAAGAAUUAACAAAAAAUUCAAUUUUAACAUUAAGUAACACUCACUUUAGUGUCAAUGGAAUUAAACCUGUGACACCGGCAUUAAUUGAAGUCGGUGGAUUACACAUUUUACAAGAUGACACCAAAUUAACGCCUGCUUUUGGAAUGAAUUGUUUUAUGGCAAUAGGACAUUUUUUGAAUAUUCCAGUGAUAACACUAUCGGCACAAACUUUAUAUCCCUGGGUGGAAAAUACAAUUGGAAAUCCAUCAACAGCGGCAACACAUCCAAAUAUUAUAUCAUCAUUAGUGGAAAUAAAUUCCUUUUGGGAUCGUUUGCAAAAUAUAAUAGAGAAACAUGUAUUGAUUUAUAAAUUCCACUACUACACGGAUAAAAUACAAACUGAAUUAAUAAGAAAAUAUAUAAGUGCCGAUCUACCAAAUGUUGAAGAAUUAACAAAAAAUUCAAUUUUAACAUUAAUUAACACUCACUUUAGUUUCAAUGGAAUUAAACCUAUGACACCGGCAUUAAUUGAAGUCGGUGGAUUACAUAUUUUACAAGAUGACACCAAAUUUACGCCGAAAUUACAAAAAUGGAUGGACGAAAGUGUAAAUGGAGUUGUCUACUUUUCAAUGGGAACAAUAAUUCUCGUUGAUUCAUUGCAGAAAGAGAUAAUUCUUGCAUUUUAUUCAUUAAUUCAAAAAUUAAAGCCUAUUAGAUUUUUAAUACGAGCUAAAAAUGCAAAACAAUUAUUUCCUGGAAGUCCAACAAAUCUUAUGAUUCUCCCCUGGAUACCACAAAUUCCAGUAUUAAGACAUAAAAAUACAAAAGCUUUCAUUUCACAUUGUGGACUUUUGAGUUCAAUGGAAGCUUUUUAUUUUGGAAUUCCUGUUAUUGGAAUUCCAGUGGCUGCUGAUCAAUUUUUUAAUAUGGACAAAUUAGUUAAAAGAAAUAUGGGCAUAAAAUUAAAUAUCAAUAAUAUUACAGAGGAAAUUUUAUUUGAUGCUUUGAUGCGAAUUUUAAAUAAUUCUACAUACAGAGAAGCUGCAAAAAAGGCUUCGAUUUAUUUCAAAGAUCGGCCAAUAAGUGCCGAGGAAUCAACAACUUAUUGGAUUGAAUAUGUUCUGAGAAAUGGAGGAAUUUUAAAAUCUCCCGCAAUAAAUUUGCACUGGACUCAAAAUGAACUUUUAGAUAUUUAUGGAUUUUUGUUACUUUUAUUUCUAUUGAUUCUCUAUAUUAUCGUUAAAAUUUUGCGAAUAAUUUUUAAUUUCAAAAAUAAAAACAUUAUCAAGAAGAAAAAAACUAUUCGCUAUUUCAUGAUAUUUAUUAUUUUUUAUUUUUUCCAAAUUGAAGGAUAUCGAAUUCUCGGCAUUUUUCCAUUUGCUGCAAAAAGUCAUAAUAUUUUUUUCGAAGCACUAAUGAAAGGUUUAUCAAAUGCUGGACAUAAAGUUGAUGUGAUUUCACAUUAUGAACCACAAAAUGGAACAAAAAAUUACACGCGAAUUGUCGAUUUAAGUAAAUUACAAAAUCAACAUGUGACUGAUAAUGAAAUUGAAAUGGCAUUUAAUUUUAAUAAAAAUAGUCUUAAAUAUAUUGCCACUAAAUAUGGAAAUGAUCUUUGUGAAUUAAUGGGUACAGAAAAAAUGCAAAAUAUUUUAAAAAAUUCAUUUAAAGAACGUUCCUACGAUCUUGUUAUCAGUGAGUUUUUUGGAGCGACUUGCUUCUUUGGAAUUGGUAAUUUUCUACAAGUUCCAAUUGUGGCAGUGACUUCAAUUCCCGAACCAAUUUGGGCAAUGAAUUCAAUGGGCCUUCCAUUUUCAACGGCAUUCUAUCCAAGUACAAUGAUGGAUAUCGGUGAUAUUGAAACAUUUGUUGAUCGUUUAAAAAAUACUUUAUUCAAAUUCACAUCGCUAUUGGCAUUUUAUUGGAUGACUGAAAAAUCACAAACUAAAGCAAUGAGAAAAUAUCUUAAAUCUGAUAUGCCAUCAAUUAGAAAUGUGGAAAAAAAAAUUGCUCUUCUUAUAACAAAUAAUUUUCAUUCUUUAUAUGGAAUUCGACCGAUGACACCCGAUCUCAUUGAAGUUGGAGGAAUUCACAUUAGUCAAAAUGAAGAGAAAUUUACUCCCAAAUUAAAAGCAUGGAUGGACCAAAGUAAAAAUGGAGUUGUUUAUUUUUCAUUUGGAACUGCAAUUCGUGUUGAAACAUUACCAAAGAAGACAAUAUUUGCAUUUUAUUCAUCAUUUGCCAAAAUUGCACCAGUGAGAGUUCUAAUAAAAAUCAAAGAUAAAAAUCUUCUUCCACCGGGUCUUCCUGAUAAUGUGAAAAUUUUAUCCUGGACGCCACAAAUUCGAGUUCUAGAACACAAUAACACCCGAGUUUUUAUAACUCACUGUGGACUCUUAGGACUUCAGGAAUCCCUUUAUUUCGGAGUUCCAAUCAUUGGCAUUCCUCUUCACACGGAUCAAUUUCGAAAUGUGCAAAUUUUCGUCAAGAAAAAAAUGGGAAUUCGCAUCAACUAUGGAGAUAUUGGAGAAAAAAGUUUAGACAAUGCUUUAGAGAGAAUUUUAAACAAUUCUUCCUAUCGAGAAGCUGCAAAGAAUGAGUCGAGAAUUUUUAAAGAUCGACCAUUCCCGCCAAUGGAAAUGGCAAUAUUUUGGAUUGAAUACAUUUUGAGAAAUGGUGGCGAUUCACUAAAAUCACCUGCAAUUCAUUUGCAUUGGUGGCAAGUAUCAUUGAUAGAUGUAUAUUUAUUUUUAUUAAUUAUCAUUUUUCUAACAAUUUAUUUACUUUUGUUAAUUAUCAAAAUUAUUCUUCGCACAUUUCUUCGAUUUAAAAAGCAAUUUUUCAGUAACAAACAUAAAGUUUCGUAAAAUAUAUUUUAUCUUACAUUUUAAUAAUAUUUUUCUAUAGUUAAUAAAAAUAAUAAAAAUAA
Leptopilina boulardi is the source of this 3666-nucleotide messenger RNA. RefSeq lists its product as uncharacterized. The coding region runs from base 44 to 3604 and encodes 1186 amino acids. Gene Ontology annotation, molecular function: UDP-glycosyltransferase activity. NCBI's taxonomy places the organism in Eukaryota, Metazoa, Arthropoda, Insecta, Hymenoptera, Figitidae. The transcript is spliced from 11 exons. The record is from RefSeq and is a predicted model, not a curated record.